UUGUGUGAAGGAACUUAUUUGUCCACUAAUUUCUUGGCAUAUAGAGACUGAGGAUUGUGAGAAACCACGUCCAAUUUAGUGAUUUCGUAAGCGGGAUUAAUGCCUAUAUUGGGUAGCUGUGACGCGUUUCGAAGCAACAGUAAUUAUUAUUCCCGGACAGCCAAUUAUAGAACGAAGCAAUUUGAACAAGAAUAGGAUGCCGGCAAAUAGACGUCUGUCAUGAAGAGUCGAAACAUUAAAUAAUUUAGAACGAGUAUUCAAAUCAGAUCCCGGAGGAGGGUAGAUACAAAGCCUUUUUCAAUGGAGAAACGCUCCGGCUCCACAGAAUCAAUGAAUGGUAUUGCGAUGCAUCGACGUAAUACAACUACUACAAUGGAACGAGCAACGCAGACGCUAACGCAAUAUCCUGUGGGCCAAAUACUAUUCCUUGAUGGACAGUUUUACCGAAAGGGACAAGAUGGGGUGGUUCGGAUGUUAAGUCCACAGGCGGCCCGGGAGUACGUGAUGGGCUUGAGGAAUGCACCCGCCUCCCAAGAUUCUAACCAACCAUCAGAAAUCCGUCUUGAGGAUAAUGAUUUACUGUUCCGUAGUAUAUAUCCUAUUGGAAGAGUCACAGCCGAGAUUAUUUAUGAAACACGUCCGGCCAACCCCGAUCAUCCAGUGCCGAUCACUCCUAUAACUGGUGAUUUAUUGUUACGCAGUGGAGCGCCUGUUGCAAAAUUCGAGAAUAAUAUGUUUCGGGAGUGGCGUCCACAUCCUCAGGGAUAAGAAGGCAGUUUCUCGUCGAGUAG
Molecule: messenger RNA, 791 nt
Organism: Belonocnema kinseyi
Lineage: Eukaryota; Metazoa; Arthropoda; Insecta; Hymenoptera; Cynipidae
Exons: 6
Coding region: 301-768 (155 amino acids)
Source: RefSeq, a predicted model, not a curated record